GCCCGCGACGGAGGCGCGUAUCAGGGCGCAGGCGCAGGGAGGGGGUUGGGGAGGAGGGAAGCGGCGAGUAAGAUGGAAGAUGAGGAGGUCGCUGAGAGCUGGGAGGAGGCGGCAGACAGCGGGGAAAUAGACAGACGGUUGGAAAAAAAACUGAAGAUCACACAAAAGGAGAGGAAAUCCAAAUCUCCUCCCAAAGUGCCCAUUGUGAUUCAGGACGAUAGCCUUCCCACGGGGCCCCCCCCACAGAUCCGCAUCCUCAAGAGGCCCACCAGCAACGGUGUGGUCAGCAGCCCCAACUCCACCAGCAGGCCAGCCCUUCCGGUCAAGUCCCUAGCACAGCGGGAAGCAGAGUACGCCGAGGCCCGGAAGCGGAUCCUGGGCAGUGCCAGCCCUGAGGAGGAGCAAGAGAAACCCAUCCUCGACAGGCCAACCAGGAUCUCCCAACCCGAAGACAGCAGGCAGCCCAAUAAUGUGAUCCGACAGCCUUUGGGUCCUGAUGGGUCACAAGGCUUCAAACAGCGCAGAUAAAUGCGGGCGAGAAAGGAUGCUGCCGCUGCUGCCGUUACCGCCUCCUGGGUCGUCCGCCACGGGUCGCACUGCCGUGGCAGACAGCUGGACUUGAGCAGAGGGAACGACCUGAUUUACUUGCACUGUGAUCCCCUUUGCUCUGCCCACUGUGACCUUGAACCCCAUGCACUGUGACCUUCCCCCUUCCCCCCCCUCCCACUGUGAUUGGCACAUCUACAAGGGCUGUCCCAAGUCAAUGGAAAGGGAAAGGGUGGGGGGCGGUUAGGGAAGGGUUGGGGGGACCCACCAAGGACUCAGAGUAGAGAGUCAGACAGUGCCACUUGGCCACUUGGGGUAAAGCCAGUGCCAGCAAUAACAGUUUAUCAUGCUCAUUAAUUUGGGAUUUCAAAACAAACGAGAACUCCUGUCUACCCACGCCCAAGUGCAUGUCUUCAUCACUUAAAAGCAAGUUCCAUUUGAAAAUA
Messenger RNA from Pteropus alecto (black flying fox), 992 nucleotides. RefSeq names its product SUZ RNA binding domain containing 1 (gene SZRD1). Bases 73 to 528 code for a protein of 151 amino acids. The transcript is spliced from 4 exons. Lineage: Eukaryota; Metazoa; Chordata; Mammalia; Chiroptera; Pteropodidae. The record is from RefSeq and is a predicted model, not a curated record.